UGAAGCUCUCAGGCCCAAGAUCCACGUGACAUCCAGGUACCUCCGGUAAAGUGCCGGGUCAACCCGUUCCGUUAAAACCUCAAUUCGACCUUGAAAGCUCAGCAACGUCACUAACAGCCACCCCACGCCCAUCCCCUCAUUCACAAUGGCGUCGCGUCUGGCCAGAACUGCUGUCGGGGCUGCCCGCCUCCGGCCCAGCGUCGUCCCCCGCGUCCUUCCCGCGCUGAGCACCGUUGCCAGCCCCCGCUACUCGUCCGGUGUCCCCUCCGAGGACCCCAAGACCAAGGCCCAGUCCAUCAUCGACUCCCUUCCCGGCAGCAACCUCAUGUCCAAGACCGCCAUCCUCUCCUCCGCCGCCGGUCUUUCCAUCUACGCCCUCUCCAACGAGUACUAUGUCGUGAACGAGGAGACCGUCGUCGCCUUCUGCUUGCUCUCCGUCUGGGGUGGUCUCAUCAAGUUCGGUGGUCCCCUCUACAAGAAGUGGGCUGAUGAGCAGAGCGACAAGAUCAAGAACAUCUUGAACUCUGCCCGCGCCGACCACACUCAGGCCGUCAAGACCCGCAUCGGCGACGUUAAGCAGAUGUCUGGUGUUAUCGACAUUACCAAGACCCUCUUCGCCGUUUCCAAGGAAACCGCCAAGCUUGAGGCUGAGGCCUAUGAGCUCGAGCAGCGCACCGCUCUCGCCGCUGAGGCCAAGACUGUCCUCGACUCCUGGGUUCGCUACGAGUCGCAGGUCAAGCAGCGCCAGCAGAAGGAGCUCGCCCAGACUGUUAUCGCCAAGGUUCAGAAGGAGCUCGAGAACCCCAAGGUCCUCAAGCAGAUCCUCGAGCAGUCCGUUGCUGACGUUGAGAAGAUCGUCUCCAAGGCUUAAAUAAACUAUUUUCGUCCGACUUGCAAGCGAGGCCCCAUUUGUAUCAGUGUCCGUCCAGACCGUGUGAAAUAGGCAAUACAACUUCUUCGUCUCUACCGGCCUUAUUCGACCUUGACGCCUUUAUGCUAUUAUCGAUUGCCCUCGAGCGGCCUUACAGAUAUUCUUACAGAUUUCCUGUUUCCAGGCUGUGGGGCCUCAUGUUGCAUGAAGUUUUGGCUCUGAAAGCUGGGAGUAUGGCAGUCAGUAAACUGGGCAAGUUGGGACUUGAAGGAAUGGUGAUAAAUUGCCUGAGUCUCGGAUAUGUAAACAUGUCGGGUCUUUGACUGUGUCCACCAUCAAUGGUUCUGCUCAACCCUGGUUCUGUCCAAAAUGUGUCAGGCGGUCCCAACUCGGAUUUCUAAACCAGUCACCCAUGAGGAAUGACCCGGUCUUGCUGUCAACUUAUGUGGAAGGGGUAACGGUUGAAGAUGAGGUGGGUUGUGUAAGUCAUUUCGUACAAGCUUGUACCUCCAUUACCCUAGACAUAGCUCGAGGUACAAGUGAUAUGCGAACACUUCGACACGAUAAAACCCUGGUAUAUCUCGGGUAGUUGGAGUAUCGCAAUUAUUAUAGAGCGUCGCUUGUCUUUAUUUUUCUUCGUGUUGGAGAGAAGCGUUGUAAGCUUCCGCAGAUCAGCUCACACAAGAACGCGGAACAUCCUCUAACUUUUGAGUUCUUAUAUAUGCUUUAC
Neurospora crassa OR74A is the source of this 1601-nucleotide messenger RNA. RefSeq names its product ATP synthase subunit 4. Lineage: Eukaryota; Fungi; Ascomycota; Sordariomycetes; Sordariales; Sordariaceae. The coding region runs from base 146 to 871 and encodes 241 amino acids. The transcript has 4 exons. The record is from RefSeq and is a predicted model, not a curated record. Gene Ontology annotation, biological process: proton motive force-driven ATP synthesis. Gene Ontology annotation, molecular function: proton transmembrane transporter activity.